AUGUUAAUCGCAUUUUCCGUAUGCCUUUUAGCAGCCAUUAUUUUUUGCAACUUUGCAUUAAUUUUUUGUAGAAGAAUACCGUGUGAAUUCGAGGCUAAUCGAAAUAUUAUUCGGCAUAGGAAUAACUUUUCAAUUCGUAUUUCCGACCGAAAUUCAAUAGUUCCGCAAAUAAUUAGCACUGAAGAGCUUUCAAAAAUUGCUCCUGUAAAAAAGUAUGGCUCCUUUUCAAAUAAAAAUAAAAGAGAAUAUAAUAUUUAUAGCAGGAACAAUUCCCUCUCUGGAUUUAUAUCGUCUGGUUCUACACAAAAAUCAAAAAACAAUUAUUCAUGUGUUAUAUGUUUAAAUAAUAUUCACGAUGAAGACCUUGUAAGAAAACUUCCUUGUAAGCAUGUUUAUCAUUUUAAAUGCAUAGAUGAGUGGGUAAAGAUAAAGUCGAAUUGCCCACUAUGUAAUAUAAAUCUUAUUUCAAUAUAUAAUCAAAACAUUCGGGAAAGAGAAAUAGUGCAAUCAAUCAAUAGAAUUCAAAGCUAUGAAGAAGUUGAAUUCUCUGAAAUACAUAACUCAAGAAAUUUAAUUCCUGAAAAGCUAAUUGUUCCAAAAUUCACUGUCUUUAUCAACAAAAAUUAA
This is a messenger RNA of Cryptosporidium ubiquitum, 627 nucleotides long. Its product is annotated as zinc-finger domain-containing protein. NCBI's taxonomy places the organism in Eukaryota, Apicomplexa, Conoidasida, Eucoccidiorida, Cryptosporidiidae. The record is from RefSeq and is a predicted model, not a curated record. Bases 1 to 627 code for a protein of 208 amino acids. The transcript has a single exon.